AUGGUUACACCCACAUGGCUUGUGUACGAACAAACAUUCCAUGCGGACAUAUUUUUUUUUCUUACUUCUUUAUAUCUUUCUCUUCAUAAAUCUUUCCCCUCUUUUCGUCUUCUUUUUCAACUCGUUCAUUCUUUUUAUAACUCUUUGUUGCCGCCAUUUAUUCCUUUUUCUUCUUCUUUACACUUAAUUCCUUUCUUUUCGUCGUUUGACUUCUUUCCUUUCGUCAGUUUUGCUUUUUUUUCUUUCUGUCUACAACUCAUUCAUGAUUUUCAUCGCUCUUUGUUUCUGUUUUCUUUUUAUUCUUCUUCUUCUUCUCGUAAUCCCAGUUUCUUCUUCUCCUUUCUUUAUAUUUAUCUUUCUCGUCUUCCCAAUUUCUUCUUCUUUCUUUAUAUUUUUCUCACUCAUCAUCCCAGCUUCUUCUAUCUCUUUGUUUUCUUUCUCCUCAUCACAGCUCCAUCUCUCUCUGUCUGUCUGUCUGUCUCUCUCUCUAUAUAUAUAUAUAUGUAUAUCUAUCUAUCUAUCUAUCUAUCUAUCUAUCUAUAUUAUUUCUGGUCAUAUAUUCUUCUUCGUCUUCUAUCUCUUUGUUUUCUUUCUCCUCAUCCCAGCUGCUUCUCUCUCUCUCUCGGCAGGGUUUUACUUUCUCUUUAUCACAAUUUUUCCUAUUUUUUUUUCAUUAAAUAUUAUUUUAUUUUUUUCUUCCAUUUCUUCUUUUUCCUCAUCACAAUAUUCUUAUUUUCGACGUCAUUUUUUUCUUUUUCUUCUUUACAUAAUUUUCUUGUUCGCCAUCAUUCCAAAUUCUUCUUUUUUCUUUUCUUCUUCCAAAACUAUUUCUUUAUUUCUUUCUUCUUUCAAAUCAAUUUUCAAACUAUUUUCCUUCUUCUUGACUUUUCUUCUUUUAUUUAUUUUCAAAUCCAAAAUCAUUUCUUCUUCUUCUUCUUCUUCUUCUUAAAAUUUCCUUUCUUAUUCUUCUUCUUUCUUCUUCUUUUUCAAAUUCACCUUAUUCAUUCUCUUCAUCUUUUUCUUUUCUUUUUUCUCUAA
This is a messenger RNA of Acanthosepion pharaonis, 1038 nucleotides long. NCBI's taxonomy places the organism in Eukaryota, Metazoa, Mollusca, Cephalopoda, Sepiida, Sepiidae. The record is from the annotation of a GenBank genome assembly.